Molecule: messenger RNA, 3157 nt
Organism: Alosa sapidissima (American shad)
Lineage: Eukaryota; Metazoa; Chordata; Actinopteri; Clupeiformes; Clupeidae
Gene: chrnb1l
Product: cholinergic receptor, nicotinic, beta 1 (muscle) like
Exons: 11
Coding region: 415-1887 (490 amino acids)
Biological process (GO): monoatomic ion transmembrane transport; signal transduction; chemical synaptic transmission
Cellular component (GO): neuron projection; postsynaptic membrane; synapse
Molecular function (GO): acetylcholine-gated monoatomic cation-selective channel activity; transmembrane signaling receptor activity
Source: RefSeq, a predicted model, not a curated record
AAAAAAUGGCAGAAAGGAGAAAGGAGAAGGUAAUACGCUUGAUUUGAUCUCUGUUCGCCUGAAGAAAGGCCUGCUUAGCCUUAGCCAACGUGGUCGCAAACGCGCGUAUCGCCCCCCGUUAUCAAAGAAGUCACAGAGGUGUGUGUCUGUGUGUGUGUGUGUGUGUGAGAUAGCUGUGAUAUGUGUGUGUGUGUGUGUGUGUGUGUCUGAAUGUGUGUGUGUGUGGGAGUGUAUGUGACAGCUUGUAUGCGUGAGGGUAUGUGUGUAUGAGAGUAUGCGUGGUAGGUGAGCUUGGAAGCCUACUGGAGUCACCUACUGCAGAGAAGGACUGGCUAAGUGUUGCGUUGGACUGCCGAGCGACAGAACGGGAGAAAAAGAGAAAAGGAGAGAGUUGAAGUGAGGAAGAGGAGGAGGAUGAAGGAGGCUUUUCUGUGGCUAGUGUGCAGCUGCUAUCUGCUCACCCUCACAGGGGCCUCGGACACAGAGCGCCACCUACUGGACAAGCUGUUUAAGGACUACAACCUGAAGGUGCGACCAGCACGGACAUGGGACGAGAAGGUGAUGGUCAGGGUUGGGAUGACCCUAGUCCAGCUUGUCAGCCUGGAUCAGAAGAAUGGUGAGAUGACAACCAAUGUGUUUAUGAAUAUGGCCUGGACAGACUACCGGUUGUCCUGGGAUCCAAAAGAGUAUGACAAUAUUGACGUGCUCCGAAUCCCCCCAAACAAAGUGUGGCGUCCAGACGUAUACCUCAUCAACAACAAUGACGGGCAGUUUGAUGUGGCGCUGUAUGUGAACGUGCUGGUCAGCUACACUGGAGAAGUGUCCUGGCUCCCCCCAGCCAUCUACAGAAGCAGCUGCUCUAUAGAGGUGGCCUACUUCCCAUUCGACUGGCAAAACUGCUCCAUGGUUUUCCGCUCGUACACGUACGACUCAUCAGAAGUGGACUUGCAGUACGGACUGGACGAGAAUGGCAAUGAGAUCCACGAGGCGGUUAUUGAUGAGAAUGCUUUCACAGAGAACGGAGAGUGGCAGAUUUGUCACCGGCCGUCGCGUAAGAAUGUGGGGGACGACCUGUAUGAGGACAUCACCUUCUACCUGAUCAUCGAGAGGAAGCCGCUCUUCUACAUCAUCAACAUCAUCGUGCCCUGCAUUCUCACCAGCGUGCUGGCCAUAUUUGUGUUCUAUUUGCCACCCGGUGCAGGCGAGAAGAUGACCUUAUCCAUCUCGGUCCUCAUCGCCCUGACUGUGUUCAUGCUUCUGCUGGCGGACAAAGUCCCCGAGACCUCGCUGGCUAUCCCCAUCAUCGUCAACUACGUCAUGUUCACCAUGAUCCUCGUCACCUUCUCUGUCAUCCUCAGCGUGGUGGUGCUCAACCUCCAUCACCGUACUCCCAGCACUCAUCACAUGCCGCUGUGGGUGCGCAAGGUCUUCAUCCACUUCCUGCCCAAGUACAUUGGCAUGCAGAGGCCACACCCAGAAGAGCCACCGGAGGAGGAGGAGUCACAUGAUGACACGCCCCUUAGUCACAUACGUCUGGAGAGCCGCAGGCCAGGUGGGGAGUACUUUGUCCGUAAAAUCGACCCGGCGCUAGUCAUGCCCUGGAGAGGCAGUGACAGUACUGUGCAGCUGCAGAGGUACUUUGACAGUGACAGCUACUGUCUCAUCCUCCCUCCCAACCUCAAGUCUGCCAUCUCUGCUGUCACCUACAUGGCCGAACAGCUGAAGAACCAGGAUAUAGAUGAUACAAUGACGGAUGACUGGCAGUACAUCGCCGUGGUGGUGGACCGCCUCUUCUUCUGGCUCUUCGUCAUCAUCACCACACUGGGCACUCUGGCCAUGUUCCUGGAUGCCAGCUUCAACUACACCCCCACUGACCCUUUCCCCUGAGAGAGACGUGACUAGAACUCUUCAACUACACCCCCACUGAGCCUUUCCCCUGAGGGAGACGUGACUAGAACUCUUCAACUACACCCCCACUGAGCCUUUCCCCUGAGGGAGACGUGACUAGAACUGUUCGGACAAGUUUAUGUAUUCUGAACAUCUCCAGAAAACAGCUUCAACAACUUCUACAACUAGCUUCAACUACACCCUAACAAUCCUUUACCCUGAAAGGCUUUCUUGUGGUCCUGAGCUCUUCAGACAGGUUUCUGCAUUCUAGAACUUUCCAGAUAAGUCUCCUGCAUUCUAGAACUCUCUAAGCAACCUCCAGACAAUCCUUCUACAACACCAGACCACCCUUUCUCCUUGCUGCCUUCUACAACUCUUUAAACCAGAGUUUUGGUUUAAAGAGUUGUAGAACCAACCAACACCAAGUCAUUGAGAGCUCCUGCAUUCUAAAACUCUAUAACUAUGCCAGUAUUCCAGACCUCAUAAAUCAGAAAAUAAAUCAGAAUGAACAAGAACAGAAGUAAAUCACAAAAUGUUGCCUGAUAUUUGAUUGUAGUGCAUAUAUUCCAACAAAGGGGCAGCCAGUAUGUCAUAAAUGUCUACCUUCCUCGAGGGGUGUUCAUCCCCAAACAGUUCCCUUUUCAUCCCAACACUGAUCAUCUGUGUUUGUGUGUGUGUGUGCAUGGCCUUUUGGCAAGUCUAGCAAUAUUGGUUGUAAAAAUGAGUUUGGCCAAAAUGUGGACUUGACACGGAAGCAUAUGGAAUAGUAUCGGUAUUUAGUCAUGAUUGGCGUUGUUUUCAUGUAGCAUUGUUAACAUGAAACUUUGUUAGCCGCAUGAGUAGCAUGAGCAUAGCCAACCAUUUAAAAAAUAUGUGCCUUUUUAAAUAUUGUAAUAUUGUAUUUGAAUAUGUUGAUAACAUAAUGACAUCCAUUUUCAUGUCAGGGAACAAAUUAUUGCAUUUACUAGUACUUGACAGGGUGGAAUAUUAUAAAUGACUAAUGGUAAUUAUUUAGUAGAGAAUAUAACAAUAUGAAUUGUUUCAGGUUAUUAUCAUGUCAAGGGCAUUGUACAGUAUUAAAGCAGCAUUAGAUUGUUUGUUUGACAUACACUUUAAAAGUAGGAGUUCAUUUAUUCUUAAAACAGUCUUUUUAUACGUUUGCCUUCAGGUAAAAAUGCUGUAUUAUAUGUAAUAUGAGAUGCAACUGAACUCUACAUUCAGGAAAGGUUUUCACAGGUGUCCUUUCAAUAUUAUGCAUCCGUUGCAUUCA